This is a messenger RNA of Brienomyrus brachyistius, 1827 nucleotides long. It is a transcript of the gene aaas, whose product is annotated as achalasia, adrenocortical insufficiency, alacrimia. Gene Ontology annotation, cellular component: nuclear pore. Gene Ontology annotation, biological process: nucleocytoplasmic transport. Lineage: Eukaryota; Metazoa; Chordata; Actinopteri; Osteoglossiformes; Mormyridae. The coding region runs from base 177 to 1733 and encodes 518 amino acids. The transcript has 17 exons. Gene Ontology annotation, molecular function: protein binding. The record is from RefSeq and is a predicted model, not a curated record.
AUUGGGUGGCGAUAAAGAUUAGUUUCGCUUAAAUUUUCAGUUCUGUUUGUCCCUCGUUGUGUCCCAUAACACCGGCGGGUUUUCCUCCGAAUACAGAAACAAUCAAAAAGGUGAACGGUGAUUGACAGCAGUAACUUUUUCAUACUGAGGUGUCGAUCCGAUGUUUGAUCGUUACAAUGAACUCACUGGCGUUGUUCCCACCACCUCCGCCUAAGGGACACAUCACGUUGUACGAGUCCAAUAACCAGCUGGUAUCGGGGACUUCAUUUGAUUGCUAUCAGAAACAGGAAUGGGACCCCCCAAGCCUGCUGUUUCCCCGUGAGACCUUGAAGUCCCACAGUCGUCCUGAGAAUACCAGCAAGGCGGCGUUCCUGGAUCACUGUGACGCGCUGUGGAUGAGGAGCGCUGCAGCAUGGCGUGAUUCUGGACUCUCUGGGCUCCUGGAAGAAGUUUCCAGUUCUAGUGAGGUUCCCAGGUGGCUGACUGUAGGGUCCAGAUGGGUCUUGGCUUUGCAUCGCUGGGUUGCUUCAUUCCACAGCUCCCUGUUCCCCCACCUCACACUCAGCAGUGAGGACUUGGUGGCUGAGUUUUCGCAGGUCCUGAACUGGUCUGACUGCGCCGUGCGGGCGUUUGCUUGGCACCCACACACCGACAAGUUUGCCGUGACUCUUCUGGACGACUCCAUCCGCAUCUACAACUCCAAAAGCUCCACAGCACCCACCCUGAAACACCGCGUCCAGCGCAACGUCGCCGCCCUGCAGUGGAAGCCCCUCUGUGCAUCUGCCUUAGCUGUGGCCUGUCACAACUGCCUGCUGGUCUGGCAUGUGGACCCCACCUCUCUUUCCACAAGACCAUCUUCCGGUUGUGCCCAAGUGCUUUCUCAUCCAGGUCACUCUCCUGUCACAUCUAUAGCCUGGUGCCCCAAUGGCUCUUUGCUGCUGUCUGCAUCGCCAGUGGACACGGCCAUGAUGGUAUGGGAUGUGGCGGGUGAGAACUGCGUACCUCUGCAGCGUGUGGGAGGCGGGGGGGUCACCUUCAUCUCUUGGGCACCAGAUGGGAGUCGGGUGCUGGCCGCCACUCCAUCCUCACUCUUCAGGAUCUGGGAGACGAGGAUGUGGACGUGUGAACACUGGCCUUGCCUGAAGGGACGUUGCCAGACUGGCUGCUGGAGCCCAGAUGGAAGUCGCCUACUGUUCACUGUCCAGGGGGAGAUGGUCAUUUAUGCCUUAACCUUCAGUUCUGUGCCAGGGGAACCACAAGGGCAGGCAGGGGGACCCAAAGCAGCAGUAAUAGUUGCUGACUUGUCUGAUACCACAUUUUCUACCCCAGAGGGUGAAAUCAGGCUUGGGGGAGAGGUGCAGAGUAUGGCCUGGGAUCCACAAGGGGAGAGACUAGCCGUGCUCCUGAAAGGCGACCCAGAGACACUGGACCACCCUCCCAUGAUUGCAGUAUUUAAAACCCGCACCAGUCCCAUCUUGGAGCUCCUCCCAUGUGGCUUCGUUCAGGGAGAGUUAGGGACCGAGCCCAGACUUAUGCAGUUCCACCCCAACUUUGCAAAUGGAGCCUUGCUCACCGUGUGCUGGUCAAAUGGAAGGAUCUCUCACGUACCCUUCUACUUUGUGAGUGUGGGGAGGCCCUUGCCCGGUCUCAGGGGCAGUCCAAUGCUGCCCUUCUCGCAGAAUCAGGUGGUGGAGAAUGGAGGCCGGCUGCUGUACACAGAGCUCUCCUCCUAAAGCCCGGCCUGGCAUCUCCUGGAGCUCUGUAUACCUACUUGUCAAUAACAUCUGCUUUUGCACAGCUGUAAUAAAGUAAUGUUUUUCUUUGUUC